Messenger RNA from Manis pentadactyla (Chinese pangolin), 4956 nucleotides. It is a transcript of the gene NGB, whose product is annotated as neuroglobin. The transcript is spliced from 4 exons. Gene Ontology annotation, molecular function: heme binding; oxygen binding. Lineage: Eukaryota; Metazoa; Chordata; Mammalia; Pholidota; Manidae. The record is from RefSeq and is a predicted model, not a curated record. Bases 3490 to 3945 code for a protein of 151 amino acids.
AGAGGCCCUGGGCUGGGCAGGAGAGCCUGGUUGCUCCAGGCGCAUGUGAGUCCUCCCCGUACAAGGUUACUUGAGUAAUGCUGGUUGUGAUUUUAAUUUAUUUAAACUUAUUCCAAAGUAAGUUAGAAGCUGGACUUAUUUUUUCUCUUUUAACCUGCUCACACGGCAUAGAAAGGAAUGAGAAAGAGUAACAGGCGGCUGCUUCUGGGACAGGUUGAGUAACCCAGCAUUGUAGCAGCUGCCAUUCUGCUCACAAGGCCCCCUCUUGACAGGAGUCUGCUGUUACCAGGAGUGAUGAGAGUGGGAAGGAGGUAAGAGCUGACAUGCACUGGACAGCAGGUGGGCAGGGGAGGAGUAGCACUGUCCUGAGAGACUGGGGGUCUUCAGGACUGCCUGACCUGCCUCCCCUGAGUCCCUGGAAGCGGGUGGUGGGGGUGGGGUGGUAGGCGUUUGGGAGAUGGGAAACACCAAGCAUGGCAGGCUAGAAAGGAUCAAACACUUCUUGACUGGCAGAGCUCAGUUUACCAAGUCCUGACACGUCUGUGACAUUUAAUCCUCACAAAGACCCAGCAAAGUCAGUGCUGGUUUUGGUGGGGAUUCUACCAUUACUUGCCUAGGUUUCCAUCAUUAGUAAAUAGAGCCAAGACUAGAGACCUAGCUGGACUUUUUCUGCUUAUCCAGCGUGAUCUUGGGAGUAGAAGUGCAUUCAAAAGACAGCCUGGUGCCCUGGGGAGAAGGCCUGGACUCAGCUCAGAGGUGUCCAGAUUCAGUGUGUUCCUGUGCGCAUUCUGUUUAAUGCAUCCACAGCUCAUCUAGGGCCUGGGGUUUCCUGGUGCGCCCAGAUCAGUUGUUUUCUGGGAGGAAAAAAAAAGCCUUGCUCUGUAGCAUUUGCUAAUUUCUAGAGUGUAAAUACUCCCACCUGGCCUAUUUCAGGGUAACAACCUGAUGUUGCUGAAUGAGAAGUUGGAAAGAUGUGCACAAUUGGCUCUCACAAGCCAUGUAUGCCAGUAUACCACUGGCCCAGACCCAGUGACCUCGGCUUAGUCUGAACUAGGGACAUGGCCCUUAGUCAGUAUCCAUUAAGGUGAGGGAGACGGCAGAGCAUGGAGGCUGAGAGGAUGGGCCAGAGUCAGACCUGAGGUCAGAUGCCGGCCCCACCACUCUGUGACCUUGGGCUCAUUACCAAACCUCUUGGCUUCCGUUUCCUCAACAGUAAAAUGGAGUAGUAAACAGUGCCUACUUCAUAGAGUUAUUGUGAGGAUGAAGAGUGAAUGACACACAGGGUCUGCACAGGAAUGCCUGAUAAACGCCAGCUCUGUGUGGUUGCUGAUGGUCAACCAACCUCAGUUGCAGCACUGGCUCUAGAACAGUACUUGAACUCUCCUCAGUUAGAACCUCCUGCCCAAGUCACAGACAGAUGCCAGGCAGGAAGCGGAGCCCCUGUGACUGUUCCCUGGCCCCUCAGGUGUGGAUUCAGACCCUCUGUCUCCUGGCUGGGAUACACCACCCUGACAGCUUAGGCCCAGCCAGAUCCUCAGGCCUUUUCUCCAAGGGGAGCAGAGAUUAGAGUGUACUUAGCCCUCUCCUCCUGCCUCCUUCUGGCUCUAGAAAGACAGAGGGAGUGCAGAGUCUACCACUUACUAGCUAAGGCCCAUUAACUUCCCAGAUCCCUGCCUCUGCCCAAAGAAGAAAGGAGGCAAGAAGUGUCCCAGUGUACAUUGUUGCCAGGAACUGCAAACUGGAUGGAGGGGAGGCCUUAACUGAACAUGGAGCACUGGGCAUCUGGACACUGACCUGGCUGCAGGGUCAUGGGACACCCCAUUGGAAUCCACUCCUUGAGUACUCCGGGCUUCUCCCUUUAGCUCCCAGUACCUCUGUGCUCUUACUUGGAGAUUACUCAAGCUUUUCAGGUCCAAGCUAGGCUGCCUCAGUUUGUGUCUUGCUCUGCUGUUCCAGCCCAGAGACCCAAGGUGUGUGGGGAGAUGGGGAAGAGAAGAAUAGGAUGUGACCCAAACUCCUGAGGCCUUGGAAGAGGGAGACCCACUAGAUGGUUUCACUGGGUGUGCCUGGGAGCAGGAAAGAGUUCUGAAUCAGUCAGGGCCAGCAGGAGGAGUUCUAGAAGUCAAAGACUCAACACUCCAUGCCUCGCACAGGUUUGGGCAUGGAGCCUGUUUCAUAACCAUGGGACCAAAGGGAGAAGUAGGCAGACUGAAAGGAGAUAGGCCCAGAGACAGAAUAAUGAACGAGAAAUGAGGGCUUUGCUCUCCAAAACCUGGGCCAUUACAACUGGGCUGAUGCCUGAAGAACUUUCAUGCUUGAAAGGAAAAGGUUGAGAUCUAAUCCUUAGGUGACCAAUUUCACCCCCUGAAUGGCAGCACGAGACCCUGUUAUGUCAACUCCAAUUUAAAGAAAGAGUACUUCUACUUAAACUUUUGAAAAAGUUUAUUAACAAUCAUGGAGUCAUGGAACGUUCAAGCUGAACUCCCUCAGCACCCAGAUUCUGCAGUGCUCACAGCUGCGGCACCAGGGGGCACUGGAGGCAGAGAUUCCUAAAGACGGAGUCUCGGGAAGACCUGAGCUUGCCUGGAAGUGGCUGCGGCUUCAGCCCCCUUCUCUGCUGCCUGUCUAGCCACUUUGAACCCAUUCCUGGAGAGGAUCCUCCCACUGGCACCUGGGGGGCUCUCAGGCCACCCUCGCCUGGCAGAUAGGGUGCCAGGCUCCAGGCCCGCCAGCUCUGCCAGCUGGGAUGGGGCUCAGAUUGUGCAGGGUUCCUUAAUCAGACCCAGAGCCAAAGCAGAGGACCCCCACCCCCCGCAACACACACACACAACGCCCCAGCCCUGGCUGCAGCCUGCUCACACAGGUAGACCCCCUGGCAUCUCCUGGUCUGUCCUCAGUGUGGAAGGAAGGAGACUGGGCCAAGGGGGUGGCAAACUCAAAUGCCUCCAGGCAGUGUAAGUGGCGCUAGUGGAGAGGUGGCGCAUGCAGAGCCUAGUACCUAAGGAGAUCAAAUUCGGAACCGUGCCCCAACUCGAAGUGGUAAAAUUAUCACCAGUUUCUAGAUGAGAAACUGGCCCAGAGGGGCUCGACGAUUUCUGUUAAGCUCUGAAGCCCGGGCAUGCCACCAGGUCAUCCCCGGCCAGAGCCGGUUGCCCAGAGAUGCGCGCCUUGAUGGACGGGAGGGGGCGGGGGCCGCGGUCGCUUUAAAGCGCUCCAGCCGGACCGCGCGGGGCGGGGCGCGCCUAGGGCCCCGGGAGUAGGGCUCAGCGACUGAGCGGGGUCCCCAGAGGCACCAGCUGGGCCGGCACGGCGGGGGCGCAUCCACCUAGCACGGGGAAGGAGCGGUUGCUGGACCUCACCAGGCCAAGACACAGGAGGCUAUAGAGGGUUCGGAGUGGCCCGUGUUGCUGUGGAGAUGGCGCAGCACGUGCGGUGACCGUGCCCGCGCCCCGAGGGUCUCAGCCUUGCGCCCCGUGUCCCCUGGCGAGCAUGGAGCGCCCGGAGCCCGAGCUGAUCCGGCAGAGCUGGCAGGCGGUGAGCCGCAGCCCUCUGGAGCACGGCACCGUCCUGUUCGCCAGGCUGUUUGACCUGGAGCCUGACCUGCUGCCCCUCUUCCAGUACAACUGUCGCCAGUUCUCCAGCCCAGAGGACUGCCUCUCCUCCCCUGAGUUCCUGGACCACAUCAGGAAGGUGAUGCUCGUCAUUGAUGCUGCAGUGACCAACGUGGAGGACCUGUCCUCACUGGAGGAGUACCUUGCUGGCCUGGGCAGGAAGCACCGUGCAGUGGGCGUGAAGCUCAGCUCCUUCUCGACGGUGGGCGAGUCCCUGCUCUACAUGCUGGAGAAGUGCCUGGGCCCUGCGUUCACACCAGCCAUGCGGGCCGCCUGGAGCCAGCUCUACGGGGCCGUGGUCCAGGCCAUGAGCCGAGGCUGGGACGGCCAGUAGGAAGUGGCUUAUGCCCUGCAGCUUCCACUGUGUCUGUCUGUUGGUCUGUGUCCGUUGUGGCCCAGGCUCCCUUGGCCUCCCUGCCUCUGGGUCCUUGUCCCCUCGGCCAUACUGUGGAGGGGAUGGAACAGGGCUGAGGUCUCAGUCCCCCUCACCUCCAACUGCAGACGGGCAUGGCUUUUCCUUCUGGAUUUCUGGGUGCACCCCCCCACCCCCACCCCAACUAGCUUCUUCCCUGCCAGCUUUCUCUCCGGGCAUCCUUUCCUCUGCUGUGGGAGGAGCAGCAUUUGAGGGACAGAGGGGAAGGCAGAGGGCUUUCAGAGCAUGGGCUCACCUCAGGAGAGCCCCGGCCAGGCUGGGGAGGGAUGGUGAGCUUGGGCACCUUCCCAUCUGGCCUGCCUUCAAUGCUUUCCUUUCCCUGGGGUGUUUACUUUUUGCAAGUGAAGAGAAGGGACAGUUUUAGCCUUCACUGUGGAAUCACAGGCAGGGAAGCAGGUAAUCAGCAACCCCUGUGGAAGGGAGAGGGGACCUGGAUCUGUGAUGGGCUCAGCUGGGGCUCAGGGGCUGACCCGGACGGCACCAACAGAGUACUUUUGCUGUUGCGGUAUCUCCCUUUCCCUCAUCCAGCUCUUCUGCUGGGCACUCUCUUGUUAAUGCUCUGCAGAAGCAGCUUGCCAGCCAGGAGUCAGUGAGGGGUGGCUGGGGAAGGGCGAGGAAGGAGGGGCAACCAUGCCAGAGAGACCCGCGUUCUGGCGGCGCUUCCUCGCCUCCCCACUCCCGCAGGCCUGGGGCUUUUCUCCGGACCCUCCUUCUGCCUCUGUCUACAUUGCCUGGGGGCCCACAGCUUCCCAGUUUUAACUCCUGGUGUGUGCUGUUCUCAGGCUGCUGGAUAGAAGAGAAAGCAGCAGGAGAGGCCCUCUGCCCUGCCCCGAGCUGUCUGCACUUUAGUCUCUUGCUGCUGUGCUGUGGUUGUAUGUGCUCAGGAGGAAUAAACCUGUUCUGUGUGCCUCU